This is a messenger RNA of Plasmodium coatneyi, 336 nucleotides long. RefSeq lists its product as uncharacterized. The record is from RefSeq and is a predicted model, not a curated record. Gene Ontology annotation, biological process: microtubule-based movement. Lineage: Eukaryota; Apicomplexa; Aconoidasida; Haemosporida; Plasmodiidae. Gene Ontology annotation, molecular function: dynein intermediate chain binding. Gene Ontology annotation, cellular component: cytoplasmic dynein complex; cytoplasm. The annotation marks the transcript as partial. The transcript is spliced from 5 exons.
CUAAGUGGGAAGGAAAAGGAAUGCGUCGAACGAAUUUAUUCCAUAGUCGAUGACCUUUUGAGGAAUAAAACCUACUCCAACAGUGAAAUAAACCAGUGGUCAAAUGUAAUCUGCGAAACGUCCAUGGAUUUUCUAUACUCGAAAUUGUUACCCGCCAAAUACAUAAUAAGUUGCUACAUUUUAAAAAGCGCAAGCACGGAAGCGGCUCUUCGAUUUUCUACCUACUGGGACACGGGGGAUAAACACCUCCAGAUAUGCUGGCCAAAGGACCAAAAGAACAGCAACAUGCGCUGCUAUGUUAAUGUCUAUGUUUUAAAAAUUGCACAAGAGAGUUAG